This is a messenger RNA of Podarcis lilfordi (Lilford's wall lizard), 216 nucleotides long. NCBI's taxonomy places the organism in Eukaryota, Metazoa, Chordata, Lepidosauria, Squamata, Lacertidae. The record is from the annotation of a GenBank genome assembly.
AUGUCUCGCGGAACCGAUGAGCUGGCAGCAGCUCUCAGCGCUCGCUGCGGUCCCCGCGCGUCAGAGCCGCAGAGGGUGUGCCAGGCAGCCCCGCCGCUGCAGCUGCAGCAGCUGGGCCAUGUUGCAUUUUCCUCGCCUCUCUGCCCUCCUCCUCCUCCGGGCAAGCGGCGUCGUUUGGGCAGCAGCGCCAGCGGCAAUUCGCCUCAGAUCACCUGA